Molecule: messenger RNA, 807 nt
Organism: Gopherus evgoodei (Goodes thornscrub tortoise)
Lineage: Eukaryota; Metazoa; Chordata; Testudines; Testudinidae
Gene: ACER1
Product: alkaline ceramidase 1
Exons: 6
Coding region: 16-807 (263 amino acids)
Biological process (GO): ceramide metabolic process
Cellular component (GO): membrane
Molecular function (GO): hydrolase activity, acting on carbon-nitrogen (but not peptide) bonds, in linear amides
Source: RefSeq, a predicted model, not a curated record
AGAGGGAGCCCAAAAAUGCCGAGCGCAUUCGCCUAUCUCACCUCUGAAGUCGACUGGUGCGAAGGCAACUUCGAGCACUCUGAGGUCAUCGCGGAGUAUUAUAACACGAUCAGCAAUGUGAGUUUCUUCCUCCUUUUCCCCAUCUUGCUGUACCUGAAUCACCAAUAUGUCCAGCAGCGUCCCUUGUUCGCCUAUAGCCUCUCCAUCAUGCUUCUGUUAAUAGGUAUUUUCUCUACCUACUAUCACCUGACCCUGAGCUAUGUGGGGCAGCUGCUGGAUGAGCUCUCCAUCCUCUGGACACUCGCCUUGACGUACACCUUUUGGAUCCCGAAAUGUUACUUCCCAGGCUUCAUCAAGGACAGGACUCAGUUUGUCUGUCUGGUUGGCAUCGCCACCAUUGUCUGCACCCUGAUGUCAUUCAUCAAACCAGCCUUCAACGCUUAUCUGCUCAACAGCAUUUCCCUCCAUCUCCUGUACUUAACAUGUCAAGAGCUGAAAAAAUGCAGUAACCCCCGUGUUCACCGCAUAGCUGCGUUCAUGGUCAUGUGGUGGAUGCUAGCCAUUAGCUGCUGGUUAAGUGACAAGUGGUUCUGUGCAUUUUGGCAGAGGAUCAACUUCUGUUACCUUCACAGUUUCUGGCACGUACUGAUAUCCAUCGCUCUCCUCUAUUGUUGUCCCUUGUUUAUCUACUUCGAUUCUCGGUACGAGAUACCUGCCUUUGAACCAGAGCUGGAGUACUGGCCUAGUGACUCCUGGCCAAUUGCACUGCCCUAUCUUGCUCUGAGGACACCUUACAAACGGUGUUAG